AUGGACCAAAGUUCAUCAUCCACCCGUUUGGUUGUGGUGAACACAACCACGGGGGUCCGUGCAGCCACAAGGGGCAGAGACCAGCGAAAGAUAAGGUAUUUAGUUAAUCAAACUGUGACAGCUACCGAGUACCUGGCUAUCCAGGCGGCAAUUGCAGCGGACAACGUGAACCGCAACCGCCAUGAUGAGAUUGCGAACCCUAGGGACGCCCCAUAUGCACCUCCGGAUCAUCCGGAGGCUUGUCCCGAGGUUGUCGUAACCUCGGUGCAGGAAGUGCGCAGUGCAAUUUCGGAGCACGGGGAGCCGCUAAACUUGGUAAUUCCUCGGUGCAGGUAG
Messenger RNA from Prunus armeniaca (apricot), 336 nucleotides. Lineage: Eukaryota; Viridiplantae; Streptophyta; Magnoliopsida; Rosales; Rosaceae. The record is from the annotation of a GenBank genome assembly.